AUGCGGGAUUUUCGCUUCAAUUCGCAAGUAAUACUACAACACCCCCGGGAGCAGGUCUUCGAGUUCUUCUCUCAGGCGGAGAACCUGAACUUCCUAACCCCUCCGUGGGUGCGAUUUUCCAUCCUGACCCCGCCACCGAUAGAAAUGAAAACCGGAACUCUCAUUCAGUACCGCAUCCGGGUACACGGCAUACCCAUCAGGUGGGACAGCGAAAUCACGCAAUGGGACCCACCCUUCCGGUUCCAGGACACGCAGAGGAGAGGCCCCUACAGUCAGUGGGUCCACAGCCACAUUUUCGAGGAGGUUCCCGAAGGCACGCUGGUAAUCGACGAGGUCGAAUACCGUGUCCCGGGCGGCCGAUUGGUCAACUGGCUGUACGUGGCCGCCGAGCUGAGAAGGAUCUUCAAUCACCGGUUGGUGAAUCCGCCCAAGCUCCCUGGCUGA
Molecule: messenger RNA, 444 nt
Organism: Geodia barretti
Lineage: Eukaryota; Metazoa; Porifera; Demospongiae; Tetractinellida; Geodiidae
Source: the annotation of a GenBank genome assembly